CCAUUUUGGCUCAAGCACAAGCUCAGGGACGACUCUUCAAGGCGGGCGUCGCGUCUCGCGCGGUCCAGAAGCAGGAGGCCGCGCCGUGUCAACGAUGGCGAGCCGACGCGCCCUUCUUGUCAUCGCGCUGCUGGUCGUAGGACAGCCCACCCUGGUGGUCGCUGGGGGGGGGGGCAUGACUACGACAGCCACGGCCUCCCCAUCGGCGACGUGGACGAGGACAAGGGUGGAGAGCACGCCGCGGUCAUCGGAGAAGAGAUUGCGAAGCCCAUCAGUUGGGUGCAAGACCAGGGUUCCGACUGGCUGCUGGAGAAGAUGUUGCCCAUGGUUGCGGAGGGGUGCAGGUACGUGAUGAUGAUGUACUUCAUUCGCGUCGUCUGGCCGCUGUUUGAUCUUCUUGCAUUGUCUGCAGCCGUUCGAAAAGCGUACCAAGUAAGCGCGUCAAGAGCUCGAACUUUGGCGUCGGCGGAGUCCCCGCCAGUGCGGCUGCGGCUGGGCAAAGCUACCAUUGCAGCGACAGCCCACCCUGGUGGUCGCCGGGGGGGGCAUGACAACGACAGCCACGGCCUCCCCAUCGGCGCCGUGGACGAGGACAAGGGUGGAGAGCACGCCGCGGUCAUCGGAGAAGAGAUUGUGAAGCCCAUCAGUUGGGUGCAAGACCAUGGUUCCGACUGGCUGCUGGAGAAGAUGUUGCCCAUGGUUGCGGAGGGGUGCAGGUACGUGAUGAUGAUGUACUUCAUUCGCGUCGUCUGGCCGCUGUUUGAUCUUCUUGUAUUGUCUGCAGCCGUUCGAAAAGCGUACCAAGUAAGCGCGGCAAGAGCUCGAACUUUGGCGUCUGCGGAGUCAUCGCCAGUGCGGCUGCGGCUGGGAAAAGCUACCACUGCAGCGAAGGUGGCGGCCGCCGGCGCCCAGCACCCCGCCGAGGGCCGCACGGAGGUUGGCACGUCCAGCGGCGCCUCGAACGGAAGGCGGCCGGACGCCGGCGCGGCCAGCCCCAUGAGCCCCGUGAGGUGGGGGCAGACGCUGCUGCUCCUCGGCGACCUGCGCCGCGCUGGUGGCAACGCAACAGAAUUCGCUGCCUCAGCUGCGCGCCGGAUCGCGCAGCUGCCAAAGGUGCCCGACUAA
Molecule: messenger RNA, 1125 nt
Organism: Prorocentrum cordatum
Lineage: Eukaryota; Dinophyceae; Prorocentrales; Prorocentraceae
Source: the annotation of a GenBank genome assembly